GUAUGUAAUAGUACACAGCCGAAUUCCGAUUGGCCGAGAAUCAGCGUGGGAUCUCUCGUUCGCCCAUAUAGAUCGUUUUUCUCAAUCUACCUGGCAAUCGUAUCUGGACCGGUGAUGCAGAAUGAAAGCCACCUUUCUCGAAGUCUUCCUUUUUCAAUUGACCAUGCGAGUUUACUUUCUGAUCGGUGUCGUUGCUCUCGUUACUGCAUUGGACGAUGCUGAAUAUCAACAACAAAAUUAUGGUGAUCGUAUUGGACAAAACGGGGGUGGUGUGAUCGAUAAAAUAUUUAACAUUCCAAUUACGGCAGUAAAACAAACAGCAUUAGUGGCGCAAUCAUUCACACCGGAAAAUAAAGAAAUGAUCGAUAACGUUUUUCAGAUUCCAAUAUCAACGUUGGAAGCUGUUGGUGAUCUCGUUAAAACAACAACUGCACAAAGACGCGAAAACGCCGAUGUAAUUCAAAAAAGACGACAAGAUAGGCGAGACAGAUUGUCAAUUCAACGAGAGGAACAAAAAUUGAGGAGAGAACAAAUACAAAAUGAACGAUUGCAAAGAAAAACAUCGAGAUAUCCGAGACAUCAAAAAGAUCCUUGGGGAUUGAAUUCGUUGACGAAAAUUUUCAUUGACCAUCAUGGUAUUCUUAAUAAACCUAAUCAAAUAUAUUCUAUAUUUGGAAAUUAUCAAAGUUGGUUUGGUGGUGGGCAUGGUAGUAAUCAUGGUAGUAAUCAUGGUAGUAAUCAUGGUGGUCAUGGAGGAAGUCACGGAGGUUCGCAUGGAAUUAUUAAUGGUAGUGGUAAUGGACAACAUGGUUCUAACAUGUAUCAGGUACACGAACAAGUCGAUGAAGGAAAUCACCAAUCGAUUGGAACUUUCUUUGGACAAUUUUCCUUGAAUACGUCGAAAGAUAAAAUUCGUAACAAAUUAGCACCGUCGAAGGAACAAAAUUACGAUCCAAUAUCGGAUAGAAAGGACAGAUCUAGAUAUGAUCGAUACGACGAACCACCAUUGGAAAAUAAAAUUGCACCGCGUAAUUCUAGAAUUUCGUUCGUUUGAACAAAAAAAAAAAUAAUAUUUCGAUUAUAAUUUUAUUAUUUCAUUUUUUUUUUUUUUUGUAUUGUUUUGUUUUAUUUUAUUUUUAAUUUUUCAUUGAUAGAUUUCAUUUACUUCCAAAUACUCCGAUCUCUAAUCUUAAUUUUUUAUUUAUAAUGUGUUUACAUACGUUGCGUAGAAAAUAAUCAUUAGUUUUAAUUCGCGUGUGCACAUUCAAUACUUUUAUGAUUACUGAAAUAUAUUUGAAUUAUAUCGAAUUACGCGUUGGUAUCAAAAGAAAAACGUAAUUAAAAUUCUCGCCUUAAUACUUUCAAGAAAAUUAAUUAGAAAGUUCGUGUGUGUUGAACGUUUGUUAUUACGAUUACAAUUCUCGAUUUGCAAUAAUAGUGCAUCAACUAAUAUGUU
Polistes canadensis is the source of this 1456-nucleotide messenger RNA. RefSeq lists its product as uncharacterized. Bases 122 to 1054 code for a protein of 310 amino acids. The transcript has 5 exons. The record is from RefSeq and is a predicted model, not a curated record. NCBI's taxonomy places the organism in Eukaryota, Metazoa, Arthropoda, Insecta, Hymenoptera, Vespidae.